This is a messenger RNA of Mycena citricolor, 1717 nucleotides long. The record is from the annotation of a GenBank genome assembly. Lineage: Eukaryota; Fungi; Basidiomycota; Agaricomycetes; Agaricales; Mycenaceae.
AUGAUCGGGGAAAGAGUGUUCUUGGCGGGGACUUCCCUGCACCUGUCUGUCCAAGCACUAGCUCUACAAGAAUCGCGCAGAGCCCAUGUCAAGCUCGUCCCACCUCAUGGCGCCCGCAUCCUCACCGUCGCCACCCCUCAACAGCUCCACGUCUUCACUCGAGCCCCCAACGCACCGUUCGCUGCCCGCCAAGGCUCCGCAUCGUCCUCGUCGUCCUCACGCCCCCCGUCCGUCGCCGGCAGCGUCACGUCGCUCGCACACAACUACCUCCCCGCCAAAUUCUCCUCCUCGCUCGUCACAAGGCGGAAACCGAAAGGCGCUAGAAGCAGUGGGAAGGGCGUGCCGCGGAUCCCGGGGUUCGCGCGCGGCGGGGGCGUCGAUGCGUUCGGAGCGGGCGCGGACCGAAUACCGGGCGAGCGCGACGAGGACGAGGACGAUUGGGGCGGGCGAUCUCGGUCGCUGUUCGCUGGUGUGGGGCGGGCGGGGAAGCGAGUGCGCUGGACCCGCUUCAAGGUGAUCCUGUUCGCCGCGAACCUCGUGCUCAUAAGCUACGCACUCGCCUCGCUCAUCACGCUGCUCCUCGUGUACUUCCGCGUGUUCCGCGUGUCGGCGGUGCUGCUGACCGCCAACUCCACGGAGCUGCUGCUGUCCACGCUCGCGUCGUCGUUCCUCUGCUUUGUCGGCCUGCUGGGCUUCCCAGGGAUCCUGCUCAACAACCGCCCCUUCCUCGCCGUGUACACUUUUUUCUUAUGGAUCGGGUUCGGGCUCAUGGUCGUGCCGGGGUAUCUCGCUUACAAACGCCGGAAUCUCAAUCUGGACGGCAAAAUCAACCAGCAGUGGAGUCGCGAGCUGGGGGCGGAGGACCGGCUAAUCAUCCAGGGCGCGCUGCAGUGCUGUGGGUACUUCAGCCCGUUUGUCGAGGCCACGCUGUCCGCGACAUGCUAUUCGCGAUCGGUGCUGCCUGGAUGCAAAAGCCAGUUUCUCGCCUUCGAGCGGCUGGCGCUGGAGCGGUUCUACACGUUCUCGUUUGGGCUGGUGCCAGUCCACAUCGGCGUGAUCGUCUGCGCACUCUUGUGCAGCAACCACGUCACGUAUCGUUUCGGCAAGGGGAUGAUGCCCAGAGCCUAUCGACUGAAACAGGAGGACGUCGCGCUCAUUGUGGAUCGCUAUGCCAGGCAUGUCAGCCGUCGUGUGCUAUUUCCGCUGCUGACGGUCGCGCAGUCAACUGGCGGAGCAAUACGGGGCGGAGGAGGCUUCUCGAAUCCUGGCGAGAUCUUCGUAUGGCGUCAACAAAGACCCGUGGUCUUCAUCCGGCACGUCGGCGAACGCUUCGAGCACUGAUGUCCACUUGAAGACGAUGGCGACCAUGCCGUAUUCGCCGCGCGAAGCUUCCGGCUCGUCGUGGGCGCGGACCGAGAACGCCAAAUACGAUUCGCUGGGCGGCAAAACGAGUCCGGGGCGCUAGCUUCUGCUCUUCGUUCGUUCUCUCAGUCCGUCUAUUCUCGUCGUGCCUCCCGCAUGUAUUGUAUUGUAUACUUGGACUUUCUAUAUUCUAUGUGAUCCACCGCGCCCGCUCACGAACCAGAAAUAGACACGUAUAUAUAUAGACAUCGCAUUCCCUCGCAUAUCCAUCCAAUACCAGCGUACUAAAACUUACCGUAUGAUCUAUUCUUAGACUUUUCUACGUGGCAAUUUGUUUUCGAUACGCUUGGACCGC